AAAACCAGACAAUGUCCUGUGUUUCAAAUGUACUGCACUAGGAGUGGCACAUGAACUAGCGGACUGCUGGAAUCAGAAUGCAGAGACAAUGAAAUACUACGGACUGAAGCAAGAGAUGUAUUCAUCACUGGAUUGACAGUGCCACAUGUAUGAGAAUCGUUCAAUCAUGACAACAGGAAAACUUUAGCAAAGGACAAGUCUAGGUGUACCUGGUCACGGUUGAUAUCACCUCAAUAAAAGAACAAACCCAGCCAUGGAUGACAUAUCAACUAGUAUUGCAAGACUAUCAGGGGACCAUAAUGAAUGUGAUAUAAGUAAAAUCAUUGUGGAAAAAGAUUCUGACCUCGACCAUCUUGUUUCACUAGCAGAUGACGACCAGCUGGAAUCAGAACUGAAACAAUAUUCAAAAUAUGAUGUAAAAUCUCAAUACACCAGUGUGGGGUCAUUCAAUAUUGACAUUGGAUCAAAUCAAUUUCAAGCUGAUGAUCGAUUGAGUAUGUUAAAUAGAUCAAUUGAUGAUAAAACAGUUAAUAACAUUGAUGCUGUGAUGAAUGGAGAUGCUGCGAUUCUCUCAAAGCCUUACACAACAUUGAAAAAUGGAUCAAAAUUAUAUUGUGAUCAGAAUGGUGAUUUUGGUGACGAAAGGCAGUCAGAUACUUCUGAUUACCUAGAGGAUGAGUCAGAGGAGGAAUCAGAGGAUGUGGAGACAGAAAAGGAUAACAAUGAGGUGGUAGAUGACAGGGGAGAUGAUAAAGAAAAUGAUAUUGGUGGAAAAGAUGGCAUUGAGAUGGUAGAUAAAAGUGAAGGUGACGAUGAAAAUGUAGAUAAAAGUGAAGAUGACGAUGAAAAUGUAGAUGGAAAUGAUGAUAAGUACAAUGAGACAGUAGAUGAUGGUACAAACGAGUUAACAUCAGAAUCUGAUGUUGAGGAGGAUGAAGAGACCAGUGCUACAGACAUGUAUAUGGUGUUUACAGAUGUCGAGGAGCAGGAAGGAAUCCUAUCUCCAUCAAUAAUCAGAGGCGAACCUCUGAUGGAGAUAUCUCCAUCACUGAUAGAGGGACCAGAGGGUGUAACAAACUCUACUACUGGUAACAAGUGUAGUCCAAACAAUGGGGAGGUAUUGGAGUCAACAGACGAAGAAUUGUGCAUACCUAUAUCUAGGGAUGAGGUAUGUGGGAAUGUUCUUCAGACUGAUGAGGACAUAGAGAAGUCACAAGUAAGUGUUUUAUCACCUAUGGAGGACCGAUACAAUAACUGUGAUGAGUGUGGCAAGUCCUUCAGUACAAAGAAGCAGUUGAAACGCCAUCUCCGUACACACACUGGAGUAAAGCCAUACAGCUGUGGGGUGUGUAAAAAAGGCUUCUUAGAAUCAGCCAAGCUGUGGCGACAUCUCAAAAUACACAACGACUCUGGCAUCAAACAUUUCAGAUGUGGUAUUUGUGGUAAAGGAUUCACCGAACUGAGAAGUCAACAGCAACAUGAGAAGCUCCACACGGGGGAGACACCCUACAGAUGUGAGGUCUGUGGUAAGGGAUUUAUAAGGGCUGGACAUCUUCAGCGUCAUUUUAUGAUUCACACUGGAGAGAAACCAUUCAAGUGUGAAAUCUGUGGCAAAGGUUUCAAUGUGGCUGGAAACCUUCUACGCCACAUGCGCGUUCAUACAAUGGAGAAAUCAUUUAAAUGUGAGACAUGUGGGAAAGCCUACAGGGAUGAGGGGGACCUACAGCAGCAUGUGAAAGUUCAUGAGGGGGAGAAGGCAUUUAACUGUGAGAAGUGUGGCAAAGGCUUCGACAAGGCACGAUAUCUACAAUGUCAUCUAAAGAUUCAUCUCGGUAUCAAACCAUAUGAGUGUAAUUUCUGUCAGAAAUGUUUUAGUAAAGCAGAUCAUCUUGAAAGACAUCUGACCACACAUAACCCAAGUAAGGACAGGCCACACAAAUGUGAUACAUGUGGGAAAAGGUUUGGGAAAGUUGACAGUUUGAAGUCACAUCAGAGAAUGCAUACAGAUAAUAAACCAUUUAAAUGCAAUGCAUGUGAAAAAGAGUUUAUUUUCUCUGGAGAUCUACAGAUACACUUACGUACGCACACAGGUGAAAAACCAUAUAGAUGUGAACUCUGUGGUAAAGAUUUCAGUCAAGCUGGAACACUCAAACGUCACGAACGCAUACACACAGGUGAAAAACCGUACAAGUGUGAUAUCUGUGAGAAAAUGUUUGCUAAAUCUGGGGAUGUAGAAAGGCAUAUAAGAACUCAUACUGGUGAAAAACCGUACACAUGUGAUGUGUGUGGUAAGACGUUUAGUCAGGCGGGGACGCUCGGAAGGCAUCAGUGGAUACAUACAGGGGAAAAACCGUACAAGUGUGAUGUGUGUAAUAAAGGUUUUAUCAAGUCAGCUGAUUUAAUUCGACACAUGACCACACACACAGGCGACAAACCGUUCAAAUGUGAUGUCUGUGGUAAGGGUUUGAGUGAUCAGGUCACUUACACUGCACACAUGAAGUUACAUUCAGAAACAAAACCCUACAAAUGUGAUAUUUGUGGUAAAGGCUUUACUGAAGCCUGUACCCUACAGGUUCAUCUCCGUACCCACACCGGGGAAAAACCCUACAAAUGUGACGUCUGUGGUAAAGGCUUCAACCAAGCAGGUACUGUACAGCGACACAUGGUUAUACAUACAGGUGAAAAACCCCACAAGUGUGAGAUCUGUGAUCGUACCUUCAGUAAAGUUUGGGACUUGCGACGACAUAUAAGGACACAUACAGGAGAAAAACCAUACAAGUGUGAAAUCUGUGGUAAAGGAUUUAAUCAGGCAGGCACUCUUCAGAUCCACUCAAGGAUACACACAGGGGAGAAACCUUACGAAUGUACAAUCUGUGAGAAAGGUUUCACUGAGGCUGGUCACUUAAGGACCCACAUGCGUAUCCAUUCAGGGGUGAAACCAUACAGCUGUGACAUUUGUGGUAAGGGCUUCAUAGGGUCAGGUAGUUUGAAGAAACAUGUUCGAAUACACACGGGAGAAAGACCAUGUAAAUGUGAAGUGUGUGGAAAGUCUUUCAGCCAGACCGGAACUCUACAGUCUCAUCUCCGAACCCAUACUGGAGAGAAACCUUAUGUAUGUCAGGUGUGUGGGAAGGGUUUCCGUGUCAGGGGCACAUUACGACGACACAGGACUACACAUACUAAAGAACAACUAGAGUCUGCCGAGGGGACUGACAAAGAAUGUGUUAAACAUGAUGUGCUACAAUUGAUAUUCCUACAACAGGAGACAUCACUGAAAGGUUAAGAAGGGGAGGUAACUUGAUCACAACAAUCAGAGGGUGGAGGGUAUUGUAUAAAAUCAGAGUCAGGGGAGAUCACUCUGUCCAAAAAAACUGAAUCAAUGGAAGACACUCACUUUACGGAUACAAAAUCAUAGUUACUGGGACAUAAUUAUUUCUGAAGGGAAGUGUUUAAAAUUAUAAGCUACACAAUUGUUAACCCUAAUGAAAUCAUAUUAAAUUUUACAAAUGAAGACAAACAUUUGACCAAUAGCCCGAAUUCCUACUUGCAACAUAAAGAAAUAACAACAGUCUAUACACUACAGUUUUGUUUCACAUUCAAGAUUAUUGUGAUGAUAAAGGUGGACGCUACAAGUAUAGUCUGAUAUAUUGGUUAUUGUUAGGAUUAAUCUGAUUGAAAUUAGGAUCCUAAAUCUUGCACCGCUGCUCUGUAUAAAAAGUAUCUUUACACACUGUCCUACAUAGUGCCAUACUGUCCUAAAUAGUUACAUACUGUCUUAUAU
Messenger RNA from Ylistrum balloti, 3781 nucleotides. RefSeq names its product zinc finger protein 271-like. NCBI's taxonomy places the organism in Eukaryota, Metazoa, Mollusca, Bivalvia, Pectinida, Pectinidae. The record is from RefSeq and is a predicted model, not a curated record. Gene Ontology annotation, biological process: regulation of transcription by RNA polymerase II. Bases 254 to 3283 code for a protein of 1009 amino acids. Gene Ontology annotation, molecular function: DNA-binding transcription factor activity; RNA polymerase II cis-regulatory region sequence-specific DNA binding. The transcript has 4 exons.